CCUCAUUGUACAGGAGAGUGGCGCCUAGUCCGAGAGGUUUGUGUGGUCAUAGAUUACAUGAUGAGUGCCUCAACUCCGAGUGGUUUUGAUCGCUUUAUGACAAUUUUCUCACCCGAGGGGCGACUUUAUCAAGUAGAAUAUACUUUUAAGGCUAUCAGUCUUGAUGGUCACUUAUCCGUGGGUGUGCGCGGCAACGACUGCGCGGUUGUUGCUGCCCAACUGAAGCUUCCAGAUAAAUUAAUCGACCGAAGGUCUAUGACACGCAUAUUUCGUCUUACAGAUUCUACUGGGUGCAUCAUGACUGGUAUGGCACCAGACUGUCGCGCCCAAGUACAACGAGCCAGAUAUGAGGCUGCAACAUUCAAACACAAGUUUGGUUAUGAGGUCCCCUGUGACGUGCUGUUACACAGAAUCGGUGAAAUCAACCAAGUAUAUACACAAUCCGCCGAAAUGAGACCACUUGGUUGUGCCAUGUUGGCUAUUUCUUAUGAUGAAGAACUCGGGAAACCUCAACUAUACAAAUCUGAUCCUAGUGGAUUUGUUGCUGGACACCGAGCGGUCGCUGUUGGUGACAAGCAAACCGAAGCUAUGCGUCAUUUGGAAAAUGAGGUAUACCCAUUUUCUACAGGUCAAUAUCCCUGUGGUUCAUAUAUUUAGUGUGACAACCUUCCAAACUUAUAUUUCAUGUUAGAUGUUAAGUAAAUUAAGUCUUUAUUGUUAAAGACGGCUGCUUUCGUUCAUCAUCUCGUAAUAACAACUUGCUAAGUACAUGUAGAUCGUAUAAAUCGGCAUGAAACCACCCACUAAGCGUGUCUAACCAGUUUUUGCUCCAAGUAUACAAAAAUAUAUUAGAUACUCUUAAUUGUUGUAAGCUUGUUAUUUAUUUUGUACUAUUUUGAUGCAAGUAUGAGUAUGUUUCAUCCACCUAAGCCACGUGAAUCAUACAGAUCAGUGCCACAGGAUAUUAAAAAAUCCAUAGUUUAUUUAGUAUUCAGUAGCACGAACAUGAUUUCUUACCAUAAUAUUCUAAGCCCUCGAAUAAUUGCUGUGUCAAUCCAAGCGCGUGAAAAAUGUCCGUCUGCUGGUGUUUAUUAGUUAACAAUCGAAUCGAAAUUAGCGACCAGGGCUUUAUUUCGAGUUUUAUUGCUGAUGCCAGCCAGUUACAGUCGUGGUACGUCACUCUCAAGAUUUCUUGGCAAAUACUUGUUUGAGAUGUUAAGCUAUAAAAUUUUGAGUUAUUUACAGAUAUUAUGACGUUACCUGUAUUCAGCUUCUUUUUAGGAGUUUCGGAAAGGUCGACGAGACUAAAGAUUGAGGGAUUUUGAGAAGGCUGGUCGUAUAGUCAAGUCUAAUCUCCUAAUCCAAGUGCUUGUCCUAUAUUACGUGUCUUUCAGUUUCGAAAGCAAGAAAACUACACUUUAGAGGAGGCUAUCGAACUAGCCAUUAGUUGUCUUUCACAUACUCAUUCCAUGGAUUUUAAAGCCACAGAAUUGGAAAUUGCAGUCGUGUCAAAGGCAGAUCCUAUCUUCAGGAAAUUAACGGUUGAAGAAAUCGAUGCUCAUCUCGUAAGGAUGUCUGAAAAGGAUUAAUUAUAUGAAAAGUGUCUAUUUUGUUUUAAAUAUAUUUUUCACUUGAAUGUUUAACGUUGUAACCAAUAUUAG
Messenger RNA from Schistosoma haematobium, 1661 nucleotides. RefSeq names its product Proteasome subunit alpha type-6, variant 2. Lineage: Eukaryota; Metazoa; Platyhelminthes; Trematoda; Strigeidida; Schistosomatidae. The transcript has 4 exons. The record is from RefSeq and is a predicted model, not a curated record. The coding region runs from base 97 to 657 and encodes 186 amino acids. Gene Ontology annotation, cellular component: proteasome core complex, alpha-subunit complex; cytosol; proteasome core complex. Gene Ontology annotation, biological process: ubiquitin-dependent protein catabolic process.